UCCAUAAAUACCCCUCUAAACCCUCAUCACUCCUCCAAGAAACCACUUCUCUCUCUUCAAUCUCCACUAUGAGCCGCCGUCUCCGCCAUGAUCGGCUUCACCGCUUCCUCCGCCCCGGUGCUCUCGCGCGCCUCCGUGACUCGAGGAUCAGCGCCCGGUCUCCUAGAUCUAGCUCCAAAGCUCAGCUCCUUCUCCCUUGCCUUCCUCCUUCGUCUCCUUCGCCUUCUCCUGACCAGAUCGAUGGAUUUCCCUGCUUUUAUGUCAGGGUCUCUGGCCCUAGGCGUCCCCAGCGGAAGAGGCUCGCUGCUUCGAAGUCCAUCUUCUUUGUAGCUUCUUCCCCGACUAAUCCUUCUUCUCCGGAGCCUUCUGAUCAGGUGUUGGAUUUCAUUAGCGGUGCUGAUCUUCUUGUGGCUCGUUGAUUGAGUUUCCCUGUCGAUUUUGGAAUUCUUUUGUUGAGUAUUAGUGAAAUAUAGAUGGAGAUUGGGUCGAUCUGGGCUUAAUAAAUUUUCCCUUUUGGGGGUUUAGGGUUUUUGUUGUUA
This is a messenger RNA of Dioscorea cayenensis subsp. rotundata (Guinea yam), 539 nucleotides long. RefSeq lists its product as uncharacterized. Lineage: Eukaryota; Viridiplantae; Streptophyta; Magnoliopsida; Dioscoreales; Dioscoreaceae. Bases 69 to 419 code for a protein of 116 amino acids. The record is from RefSeq and is a predicted model, not a curated record. The transcript has a single exon.